GGUACACCUCUUUUAAUAACUCAGUUUUACCCGAUAUAAAGAGUUGUACGUAUGCACAUUGUUGAAGUAAAAAUAACUUCUUUUAAAUAUGAGUGAAAUUGAUAUGAAUUAUAUUAUUCUCGUGGCCGAUUGCCUUCAUGUGGUGGCAAUUUUACCAUUAUUGGCAAAUAUGAAAUUUAAUAAAACUCUAGGCAUAUCUCAAAAUACGUUACUUCUUUUCGCUAUGGCCUUCGGUGCUAGAUUUUUCGAUAUAUUUUUGGGAAGCUGUAUGCACGCCAAUGUAUAUUUGAUAACGACCUUUAUAGCCGGUUCGUACGCGUUCAUGGCUAUAUUUUUCUUCUUUUUCUCUACUACUGAUGAUCGAAAAACCGACAGAUUUUCAUUUGUUCGUAUACUCGUGCCAUCGACACUGUGUGGCAUCCUCCUCAACCAUGUCACUUUGGGAAAUCAUGGAAUUGUCAGCUGGGACCAAUUGGAGCCUUGCGAGUUAACAUGGGCUACUAGCAUCUAUAUGGAAGCUGCUGCCAUCGUUCCCCAGUACCAGAUGAUUAAAACAAUUCAAGAGGGCAGACCUGUACGCAGAUACGUCAUUUUCCUGAUUUUGUAUCGAAUUUUGUAUACUGUUGACGGGAUUUAUCGAUACUAUUUUGAAGACCACACUGAUCCAAUAUCGUUUUUCUGCGGAUUGGUCGAAAUCGCUGUUUUGUUGAAAACAUUCCUAACAAUACGUCAUAUGGCUGCAUUAAAAAAACCCCGGCUCACAGUUUGAAUUGUUUAGUUUUACAAGUUUUACACUGUCUACUAUUUUACAUUGAUUUUUAAAAUAAUUACUAUAUAUUUUUAAGAUAAAUAAUAUAGGGUCCUGCAACAGUGCCUCGGGCAUCUCAAGCUCCUAUAAAAAGUAACUUAGAAAUUUUGAAUUCCUAAGUAUGUACUAGGGCCUAUUUCGGGAAAAUUUAACUUCUAUAUGGCAGCUCAAAAAAGUGUGAGUGGAUCGUGAAGAUUUUUUUUAAACGGAACACCCUGUAUAUUAUUUUUUCUUAAUCACUUUACAUAGUCCUGAGAUAUAAUUAAAUUUGUUUUUAUAAUUUCAGAGUUAUAAAUAAAUAAAUGAAAAUAAUUAUGAUUUUCAGCAUUUAAAAAGUGUCCUGAAAUUAAAACUAUGCUAGGUACUUCCAUAGUUGGUCCUGUACGUAAACUUAAAUCAUACGAGGUGUUCAAAAUGUUCUGCCAAACUUUUUAAAAUAUAAAUUAAUUUUUCUUCGUUUUUUUUUAAUGGAACACGUUGCACAAUUUUUUUUAUUAGAUAAGGAAUUAAAAAAUGAACAUAUUUUGUUAUUUUUUAAAGUAUUUUAAAAAUGUUAACGGUUUCGCAGGUAUUUGCGGUUUUAUUUACAUAUGGAUCUCUCAACUGUAAAAAUAUCAGACAAAAAUCAUUAGAUGGCUUUGAUAAAAAAUUAAUACUUUGAACACAAAAAAUGUUUAUUUUGAUUAAGAUUUUUUUUGACGUAGAAUUUUGUACACUCUGCAUGAUUUAAAACUGAGAAAUUUAUAGCAAAGGUAUAGACCAACAUUUCUUGUAUUUAUAAUAUAUUUUUUUAAAAAGCUUAUUUAUUUAUUAAUAUAUCGCUGAAACUAUCAAAACAUAUUUAAUAAUAUCUUAGGAUUUUGUAAAGCGAUCAGAAAGGAAGUUAAAAAACAAUAAUAUACAAGGUGUUCCAUUUAAAAAAAUGGUCCCGAUCUCCGCCUAUUUUUUUGAGCCACUCUGUAGAAGUUAAAAUAUUUUCCUGAAUUACAUUAUAGUGCAUACUUUAGGUGUACACUUAAACAAGAUUCUUUUAAUAAAAAAAAGUUUUUUAUUAUAGCCGCUACAGAUAUCGAUGCACUCUUGUAGGACCCUGUAUAUUAUGAACUGUUGUUAAUGUUAAUAAAAUAUCAUUGUGUAUAUAUUUAUUAAUGUAUUAAUGAUACUUACGUCAUUUAGGUAUAGUAAGAAACCUCGUCUGACUGAAUUGUAAGUUUUACACUGUUCAAGUUAAUGUAAAGAUUUUUAAGAUAAUAUAAACUCUAGUUUAAGUUAAUAAAAUAUCAUUAUGUAUAUAUUUAUUAAUUUAUUAAAGUUUUUUUAUUACUAGCAUAUAAA
Molecule: messenger RNA, 2143 nt
Organism: Sitophilus oryzae (rice weevil)
Lineage: Eukaryota; Metazoa; Arthropoda; Insecta; Coleoptera; Curculionidae
Product: ER lumen protein-retaining receptor erd-2.2-like
Exons: 3
Coding region: 89-769 (226 amino acids)
Biological process (GO): protein retention in ER lumen
Cellular component (GO): membrane
Molecular function (GO): ER lumen protein retrieval receptor activity
Source: RefSeq, a predicted model, not a curated record